GCGUGGCGGGCGGCGGGGACCGGAGCCGCUGUGUGGAGGGGGGAGCGGCGGCGCUGCUCAGUGGCGACGGGCGGCUCAGGAGGCGCCGGAGGGAGGCGGCUGCGGCCGGCAGGUUUGUUUUCAACAGGAUCAGUUCCCUGUUUCCACUUCUACAAGCACUAGUACUGGAGCUGUGGGUGGGGGAGACAGCACGGAGGGGCUGUGCUGUUGCUAAAAGGAAGUGACACGGAUCCGGUGCGUACUGUGAGCUGGCUCCUUCUGGAAGUGGUCCUGCCUGCCUCACCCUCACCAGGGUCCACCUGAGGUGAAGACUGUGCAUUCAGGAGCUCUUCCCUUGGCGUUUCUUCCAAAUGCAUGAGUGAUGCCUGCAUAGGAGAGAGGCCACUGAUAACCUGGUACAGCGUAUCACAAUCCAUUGACUUGUAUAAUAUCUUGGGAAAGAAGGGAUUUCUGCAAGUAAAGGUUGCACAGCCCUCUGCCCACGACCCAUAGGUUCACAUCUUUUCCUGUAUCCAUGGAGUCAAGGUUAUAGCUCCAGGAGAAGAAUUUUGCAAGAGGAGUUUUAAGAGAAGUACUACUGGUGGACCAGAGGAAAAAAAACGAUAUCAACAUCUGAGAAAUGAAUAAAUUACGGCAAAGCUUUAGGAGAAAGAAAGAUGUCUAUGUGCCAGAGGCCAGUAGGCCUCAUCAGUGGCAGACCGAUGAAGAAGGCGUUCGUACUGGCAAGUGCAGCUUUCCUGUUAAGUACUUGGGACAUGUCGAGGUGGAUGAAUCCAGAGGAAUGCAUAUCUGUGAAGAUGCUGUGAAGAGACUGAAAUCUCUACCUUCAGUAAUAGCGCUCGACUUGUCCCCCCUGUUCCUCCAGGAAAGGAAGUUCUUCAAAGGCUUCUUUGGAAAAACUGGGAAGAAGGCGGUUAAAGCGGUCCUGUGGGUGUCGGCGGAUGGACUCAGAGUUGUAGAUGAGAAAACAAAGGACCUCAUAGUUGAUCAGACAAUAGAGAAGGUUUCUUUCUGCGCACCGGACAGGAACUUUGACCGGGCGUUUUCAUACAUCUGCCGAGACGGCACCACCAGGCGCUGGAUAUGCCACUGCUUCAUGGCUGUGAAGGACACGGGGGAAAGGUUGAGUCACGCCGUGGGCUGUGCGUUCGCUGCGUGCCUGGAGCGAAAGCAGAAGCGAGAGAAGGAGUGUGGAGUCACUGCCACCUUCGAUGCCAGCAGAACCACAUUCACUAGAGAGGGGUCAUUCAGGGUCACUACAGCUACUGAACAAGCAGAAAGAGAGGAAGUUAUGAGACAGAUGCCGGAUGCUAAAGCUGAAACAGAAGUGAAGACAGCAGCACCAGGUGCUGCCCCAGCUACUACUGCUCCCUCUCCUGGCUCACCAGCUUCUCCUACUGCUGAAGUCACUGCCUCUGUGGAGAAGGAAAUGAGCAACCCCCACGCUAUCCCACGGAGGCACGCCCCCAUAGAACAGCUUGCCAGGCAAGGCUCUUUCAGGGGCUUCCCUGCCCUUAGUCAAAAGAUGUCUCCUUUUAAGCGCCAGCUGUCCUUGCGAAUAAAUGAACUGCCUUCAACAGUGCAAAGGAAGACAGAUUUCCCCAUGAAAAACUCAGUCCCAGAGGUGGAAGGGGAAGCAGACAGCAUUAGUGCCCUGUGCUCGCAGAUCACCAGUGCGUUCAGCACGCCAUCGGAGGACCCUUUCUCUUCAGCGCCCAUGACGAAACCUGUGACCGUGGUUGCCCCACAGUCUCCCGCCUUUCAAGUUAAUGGCACUGCCUCAGCCUUCUGUGUGCUUGCUGCUAAACCAUCCCAAGCUGCUGUAGUGUCCACAGCUAUGCCAGUUCGUGAAACCAAUCCCUGGGCUCAUGCUCCUGCUGCUAAUACUGGAGCUGCAGCCGUGGUCUCUGGCACUGAGUGGAACAGCAGCACCCCAGGCACAGCCUCGCCAAGUCUCUUCCAAGGAAACCACAGACGUACUCCGUCGGAGGCAGACCGCUGGUUGGAGGAGGUCUCCAAGACUGUCCGUGCCCAGCAGCAGCCGGCCCCAGCCGCACAGCCGCCACUGCAGCCCCCAGCAGCCGCUCCCCAGGCAGCAGCUGCCUACCCCGUGAGCACCUUCAUUGCGCCUCAGCCUGUGCCGGUUGGCGUGGUACCGCCCAUGCAGCCGCCCUUUAUUCCGGCUCAGCCCUACGCCGUAGCGAAUGGGAUGACGUACGCGGCAGCCCCGAGUGUACCUGUGGUGGGGAUCACGCCUUCACAGAUGGUAGCCAACGUCUUUGGCACAGCGAGCCACGCUCCGGCCGCCCACCCGCACCAGUCCCCCAGCCUCGUCAAACAGCAGACGUUCCCUCAGUACGAGGCUGGCAGCGCCACAGCCAGCCCCUUCUUCAACCCGCCCGCGCAGCACAACGGCUCUGCAGCUUUCAAUGGUGUUGAUGGUGGCAAAUGGGCUGCAGAGGACAAGCACCCCCAGCCUCCUCCUGCAGCUGCUCCACAGGUAGACCCGUUUGAAGCACAGUGGGCAGCACUGGAGAGCAAGGCAAAGCAGCGCACGAAUCCCUCCCCGACCAACCCCUUCUCCAGUGAUUUACAAAAGACAUUUGAGAUUGAACUUUAAGCGGCCCAUAGGUGGGUGGAUAACUUGUACAUUAGGCUAGAGGGAUAAAGGGAGCAGAGGAGACUGUUUCUCAUCCGCUUGCUUUGAUAAUCCCAAAGGUCCCUUCAAAUGAAAAUGGGUUAGAAAGAGGGAGCAAUGAUGGGGAAGGAUAUAAAUGUAUACAGAAUUUCACACGCAGUUCUCAAAAUGAACCCUGGAGCCACUUCGGUCUGCGUUCCCUCUUCACUUGGAAAGCUGGAAGUUACAGCAGAGCCGGGCGCCCGGUCCUGCAGAGCAUCACGUAUCUCAGAAAGGACAGCACAUCUCAUACCGUGAGUCCUGGGUGCUCCCCCUCAGGGAAGCAGGGUUGGGGUGGGGGAAGGAAGGAGGGAGGUUGUCACCUGCUUGGCAGAAGCCAGGUCUGUGGGAAAAGUUGAGCUUCCAUUUUGAGUAACAAAGUGAAUAUUAUAUGUAAAGACUAAAGUAAAGCCAAAAUCUUUAUUUUUAUGCAUUUAGAAUAUUUUAAAUAGUGGAUAUUAAAAGAUGUAUGAGUUGUAAGUAAUCUUGCCAAAGGUUUAAAAAAAAAAAGAAGGGGGGGGUAAAUGUAAGAAAUUGUACAUAAGAUUGAUUUAUCUCCAGUUCUUAUUGUAAGUAACGCCGGGGGGUGGAAAAAGGGGCUCUAGCUUGUUCUUGUACCUGUUCAUUGUAAGUAGCAUAUUGCAACAACAAUCACAACCAGUAAGUCAUUACGUUGUAGUUUUAAAUAAUGAAAAUUAAAGAACAGUAUUGUCAUGGUCUGAAAACCAUGGGGAAAAUUAACUGUUUUUUUAUUGGAAUCAAGCUACAUAUUAUAUAUAUAGUACAUUGGUUUUUUCUUUCAUGUAUUGCUGCAGUUCUCUUGUCUUAAUCUAUCGGUUCUAACACUACUGUGACAGACUCACUGUAACCAUAUCUCACGUCCCGGGGCUGCCAGGAGCCCACGUUCUGUUUGUCCGUCAGUAGAUCUUAGAGGGUUUUUUUUAACUUUUGUUUUUAUUUUUCUGCGGAUUUGUGAACCCUUGUGGUGAGGCUGCAGCUGCUCCAGGUUCUGCCUCUGGUGACUUGUGGAAUCCAUCUCAUUUUAACUUUACUUUUAAACUUUGGCCUUACAAGCAAAUGUAAGUUAUAUAUAUUUGUACUGAUGAUUUAUAAUCUGCUUUAACAGAAAUAAAUGUUGGUGGUAGAAGCACCGUCUGUGACAGCUUUAUUUCUCCUCUCCCCGUUUGAUUUCCAGGCUUUGCCCUUCUGUUUUGUACCCCACAUUAUGUUACCUGGAACUUUAAUACCGAAUGUGCCAAUAUCCAUCUGACCUAUAGCUACGUGAAGCUCUGCAAGGCAGGGUUUGAUGGAAAACAGUGGUUUCUGGGUUUGCAAUGCUGGAUUUUCUAAUGUUGAACAUUUACAAAGAUGAAAACACAAACAUUGCAAACAGGUGAAAGGAAAUACUCACUUGGGUUUUCUUUUCCUUUGCUAUUAAAAGGAGUGAGGGUCCUAAGAGCCGCCUGGGGUGACACCGUAUUUUCACUCCUUUCUGUUCUCGCAGGCAGCCGAUGCCCAUCCUGGCAGCGUGGCUGGUUUUUACUGUGUGCUUAUGUGCAUGAAGUAGUGGUAGACAUAUAUAUUAAAAAAUACUGAGUCAGACUUUGUAACCUGAAAGGAGAGAAACGCUGCCUUGUGCCUUGCAUUGGCCCGAGCAUUUGGGCCUGCCAGCAGUUUCCAUUUCCAGGCAGGUUCUUUCUUACCUUAAGCACACCUGUGUGGAGCACAGCACCAACAGGAAUCCCAGCACACUCUGUGGUGUUGGAGUUGGUAUCUGUGCUUAUUUGCUGGCUUUCUGAAAGUUAAAUACUUCGUCACAUAUGCUUAGAUAUCUAAUGUUUAUAAUACUGUGCUGUACGCGGUUGGGUUUGUGGGUUUUUGUGUCUGUUUUUUCUUCCUUUCUCCCACCAGUUCCUCAGCCUGUCAGAGCAGCACCCAGAGAUCAGAUGGAAAUAAAUAGCGACACCAUUCCUCUACCUGGGACAUAAAGGGGAUAGAGAUGACCUUCCUGUGAUCAUUUGUUUAGAGAAGAAAACCACUAUCUUGAUUCUCAAAUCAAAUAAUACAAGCAUUUGCUCAGGAGGUUACAUGAUACUAUGCAGAAGAAAAUUCUCUGCUUCCAAAUAGGAAAAUACAAACUGCUUUAGGUAACUGUUAGAGCCACGGCGUGUAUUUAAAGCAAAGAACUGCCUUCAGAUCCCAUCCUUAUUGCCAUGGUUACACAUCUGAAAGGAGGUCAGGGAAUAAAUGAGGGGAAAAAAAUAACAAAGUACCUUCAGUGUUAAAGUCCAGUCUGUCUGAACACAGGUGCCCACUACAGCUCUCACCAGGCUGCAGACAGAGCUCCCUGACCGUGCUGUGUCUGAUCAUACGGCCUAAAUGAAAGCUGACUGCACGUACUACUAGAAAACAGGGCCCCUGACACAAAGGAAGGGAUGAUAUCAUAGAAAUGAUGGCUUGUUCUGGGAGAAAGGCAUCUGAAAUGGGCACCAUCCACUUGGAACCACCCCCCUGGGGGGGCUCACAGCCCCUUGCUGCCCUCUGGGCCCACCACAUGGGACUGGAACUUGGUCUCAAAAGGCAGCGAUACCAUAUUGUAAAACAUCCUGUACUAAAAGUGCCAUUCUGCAGAUUUACGCACAAACACAGAAUUUAUCUCAGUGCUUUGGUCAUUAAAUAGUCAAUGAGCGCAACUUCACAAUCCCUCACUGUAACGUUCUGUGUCUUACAGCAGAGGAAGCUUUUCCUAAUUACCAAAUUAAAAGUCUUUUGCUGCAAAAUGAGACUUUCUGUCUUUUCUAACAAGCAGAAUCUA
This is a messenger RNA of Coturnix japonica (Japanese quail), 5492 nucleotides long. It is a transcript of the gene NUMB, whose product is annotated as NUMB endocytic adaptor protein. The record is from RefSeq and is a predicted model, not a curated record. Gene Ontology annotation, biological process: positive regulation of neurogenesis. Gene Ontology annotation, cellular component: cytoplasmic vesicle; basolateral plasma membrane; cytoplasm. Lineage: Eukaryota; Metazoa; Chordata; Aves; Galliformes; Phasianidae.